AUGACGACCGCAGAGCGCAACCGUGUAUUCUUUGAUGACAUGGCCGAAACCUACGAGUCUAAACCUUGGUGGAAGCCCGUAAACGACAAAAUCACAAACGCACUCCGUUCUGACCUUGCCUGGGUGGGAAUCCCAUUCGUCAACACCCCAGAGUCUACCGCCAAAGAAGUGCGUUUACUGGACUAUGCGUGUGGAACUGGACUUAUGACUAGGAUCUUCGGCCCCUACGUAACCGAAACCCGCGGUAUCGACGUAUCCCCCAAUAUGGUAACCUCGUACAACACACGCGCCCAAUCCCUCAACCUCGCGUCCACUACCAGCGCCGUGCACGGCGACCUCUUUGACAAAGCCAACCCUACGCCCGCGGAAUUCUCAAGCCAAGAGUGGUACAACUUUGACCUUGCGGCCGUGGGCUUCGCGUUCCACCAUUUUGAAGAUGUGGUGCUUGCGGCGAGCCGGUUGAGGGAGCGGUUGCGACCGGGUGGGGUGUUGGUGUUUAAUGAUUUCUUGGAGGGCGGGGAUUGUUUGGCGGAUGAGGAGGGGAGGAUGGUGGAGGGGAGUGAGGGGAAUCAUGUUGGGCAUUCGCAUGGACAUGGGCACGGCCAUGGACACGGGGAGAAGCAUGCGCAUGCGCAAGAGGAGGCAAAGCAACAGGAUAACAACGAUACGAGCGAUGAGAUGGUCAAGAAGAUGAAGGAUUCGAUUGUUGUCCCGUAUUUCACGAUUGAUGGGGUAAAACAGUUCCUUAGCAAGGCCGGGUUCGUGGAUAUCGAUGUCAAAGUCAUGCCGGAGAAGGUGUACAUGGGUUUCAACGACAAGAAGUUUUAUCGAACUAUCUUGUUCGCAAGGGGGAGGAGGCCUUUGGAGGAGGAGAAGAGGAAGAGUGAGCUAUGA
Plenodomus lingam JN3 is the source of this 894-nucleotide messenger RNA. RefSeq lists its product as uncharacterized. The record is from RefSeq and is a predicted model, not a curated record. NCBI's taxonomy places the organism in Eukaryota, Fungi, Ascomycota, Dothideomycetes, Pleosporales, Leptosphaeriaceae. Gene Ontology annotation, molecular function: methyltransferase activity.